Messenger RNA from Amphiprion ocellaris (clown anemonefish), 2504 nucleotides. It is a transcript of the gene knop1, whose product is annotated as lysine-rich nucleolar protein 1. The transcript has 5 exons. The record is from RefSeq and is a predicted model, not a curated record. The coding region runs from base 152 to 1768 and encodes 538 amino acids. NCBI's taxonomy places the organism in Eukaryota, Metazoa, Chordata, Actinopteri, Pomacentridae.
AUUGCUAACAGGAAGGAGGAAAAGUUACUUCCGGGUCAGGAACGUAAAAGGUCAUCCACGUGAAAUUUCAAAGUGUAUAAAGAGAAGCGGUUGGCUUUACAGAGACAUUGAUCAGCGGUCUCAGCCCAAGCAGUCGGCCAAAGCUUGUAAAAUGAAGGUGAAGGAGGAGAAGCUUCUAAAGAAGGAGAAGAAACACAAGAAAAAACAAUCUCUUUCUGAAAACAUAAAUGGUAGUGUUGAUGAUGGGAGCUUAGCAGAGGUGAAAAAAGAAAAGAAGAAGACUAAAAAGCAUGAUGACAUGGCAGUAGUGGAGGAGUCUUGGGAUAGAAGUGAUGAGAAGGAAGAGAAAAAGAAGAAGAAAAGGAAACUUGUCAGUGAUGCUUCAAAUGAUGUCAGUGGUUCGGGAAAAGAAGGAGUCAGCAAAAAGAAGAAGAAGAACAAACAGCUGGCAGACAGUGAGAAUCAAGUGGAAACUGAACAGAAUUCAGUAGAAGAAGACGCGGAAAGGAAACAAAAGAAAAAGAAGAAAGUAAAGAAUGAAUCCGUAGAAAUUAAACUAGUCAGUGUUAAGAAAGAAGAGGAGGAAGAAUGUGAAGUUGAACAGGUAAAUGUGUCGAAGAAAGUCAAGAAAGGAAAAAACAAUAGGAGCACAGAAGACACAGAUGAGCCAGUUAAAGAAAAGAAAAAGAAGAAAAAGCAGCUUCCAGCUAUGGAUGGAAUAAGCCUAACAAAAACAAAGAAGAAAACUAAAGUGGUUGAAGACAGAGUAAAGUUAGAAACCCCAGAAACUGAGGUUGAGGAGGUAAAAAUAAAAAAGAAGACAAAGAAAGAAGCCAAAGUUAAAGAAAAUGGAAAUGAAGUGGAAGCAACUGAGAUCAAAAUCAACAAGAAGAGAAGCAAAUCUGCAUCAGGCUGCGAGGUGGAAGGUGACAAAGUGGUCGGGAAGAAAAAAGACAAACCUGCUAAAGGCGAGAUUAUUGUUAUAAAGGAUGAAGAAAAGACAGAGUUAAAGAAAAAAGGGAAAAAAGAAAAGAACAGAAUAACUUCUGAGGAGGUCAUUGAAGUUGAGGAGAUGAAGCCAAAGAAGAAGAAAAGGAAAAAGACAAAAGGUGAGGAGGAUGAAGCACACUUAAUCCAAUAUGAAGCAGUUGAGGAGGGCGGACAGAGUGAGGAGAAUCUUGUAAUAGUAGCUGUUGAUGCUCCAAGCAAGAAGAGCAAAAAGAAAAAAAACCCUGCUCAGGAAGAACAGGUGAAUGAUGCCGGCACAGGUGCAAGAAAUAAGAAGAAGAAAAAGAUCAAAGGAGAACAGGAGGACUCGCACGAGUCUCCCCAAGCGGACGUUGUUUUCCUGUCAGAGAAGAGUGGAAACACUGAUGAGAUCACUAUCAACCAGGAAAGAAGACAGGCUUUACAAAUGGAGAUUGAUGAGGCCUCUCAACCUCAAAAACCAGCCAAAUCUAUGGGUUUUGGACAGUGGAGCACGGCCCAGUUCAACAGCUCAGAACAGCAGCAGAAGUUCCUCAGAUUGAUGGGCGGCUUCAAAAAGGGCUUUCAGCCAGCUGGAACGAGCACAGGAGGAGCGAAUAUGGCACUGGGGAAGGACGCACAGCAGCAGCUACAGCAAGGGCUUCUGGGAGAGUUUGAGCGAGCCCAUUCCCGCAGAAUAGACUUCAGUAACAGGGGGGCAGGACUUGGGUUUACAGCACCGUCCAAUAAGAAGUUCUCUAUUGACAUCAAUGCAAGUCGCUCAGUUUGUUUUGAUGAUUGAUCGGUUUUGUAUAUGCCAUGUUUUAACUGUUAAUUCACACAAUUGCUCAGCUCCACUGAAGGAUUUACAACAGAUUACUGUUCAACUGUAUAUAAAUGAACAUUAGUGAAUAAAAACAAAUUGCCAGUUGUAUAUACUGUGUGUAUAUAUAUACACCCAUCCUACAGUUAGAGACUGGACAGUUUUUAUGAAAAAAUACUGUGAGCAGCAUCUUGUUUUAAGCGACUGUGUGAUUCCAUGAGGGUCAGUGUUGAUGUGCUUAUAGUAUAAAAUUUCAGCUUCUCUUUUUUUAAAAGAUCCCAACUAUUCUUGUCUAACGUCAUGCUUUGCCUGUUUGCGGGUUUGUUUUUUUUAGGUUCCUUCUCAAAUUGAAUUUCCCAACAUUGGAGGUUUCAUUUGGUACAACGAGCCUUUUUUUUUCAUUUACCCUCUGCUAUCCCUACCCAGAUCCCAACAUGUCCUUUUUCUUUUUUUCCUCAAGAAAGAUGCGCCCAGCAGCCGGAGCUGUCAUUGGCAGGGCAGCUCAAAUGAAAUUUCGUUGUAUAUGAAAGUGUGCAAUGACCAAUAAAGAUUGAUUGAUUGAUUGAUAAAUAAUGUGUUCUAAAAUGGAAAACAAGUAACUGUAAACAAGAUAGUCAUUGAUAGUCAUUUUAUUUCAUUCUUGCACAUCUGCUGUAAAGCGAAGAAAGAAUAAGAAAAGUCAAAAUACACUUCAAAAUAAAAAGUAAAAACAGAA